Molecule: messenger RNA, 1194 nt
Organism: Dacryopinax primogenitus
Lineage: Eukaryota; Fungi; Basidiomycota; Dacrymycetes; Dacrymycetales; Dacrymycetaceae
Exons: 4
Coding region: 1-1194 (397 amino acids)
Source: RefSeq, a predicted model, not a curated record
AUGGUUGCCCUGGAAGUUGAAUGCAUUCAAAGCAAGCAUGCCAUCUCAGAUGAGGACUUCACCACCUUCCUUCAAGAGGAGAAGGAGUACCUGGUCCAGCUAGACUCUGAACCCAAAGAUGACGUGCUUGUGUUCAGAUAUCUGGAGACCCUCAAGCUCUUGAAGGCAGAAGAGAUCAAGCUCAACAACACUGAGCUUGAUGCUUUCCAGUCCUUGUCCAGCCCAGACUCCUUGAACAACAUCUUGGACCAAGUAUGGCAGCAGGCCCAUCAGCACAAUUUCCUGCUUGUCAUCAACACUAUUCACCAGCUCAAAACCCUAGCCAUGAUGUACAAAAACCAGCUCCAGACCAAGCACUGGACACCCAACAGUGAAGAAUGGCAGAGGGCUGAGCAUGAUCUGAGUUUGUGGGUGUACAACAAAGCCCUCAACCAUGUUGAGGCACUGGUUAUCCAACAAACUCUGGCAUUGCUGAUAUGCCUUGAAGGAUAUUUGAUGUGUACACAUCUAGCCAAGGCAUUACAGGAGCGAAGUGAGGUGAUUCGCACAGCGCUACAGCGCUACAACACCCUAGCUCACCAGAUCAACCCCCCAUGGGCCAUGUUAUCUUUCCAGGAAGUCAUCAACUACAGCUUCUUGUCCGACCAGCAUUGGUUGGAUCCUUUCAUGUGGGAGACAACCAUCAAGUGGCUUCUUGUGCGCUGUGCCAGGAACAAGAUCAAGUGCCUCAAUAUCAAGAUACAUUGCAUCUGGACAGCCCUCCACAACAAACCCAGGGCCAUGCUCCAAUCAAUAUGCCAAGUCAAGAAGAGUCAAGAUCUUGCCCUGGCCUUGGCUAUGUCAGCUGCCCUCCUGAGAUGGACACAAGUAGACUGCUGUCUCCACUCAUGCAUCCAGCAGGUGUUCACAAUGCCUGGGUUCUUGGGCUUGUGCAUGACAGGGAAACAUGUCAGAGCAGCUGCAGUGGCCAAUCUGAGCACUACCACUUCCCCCAGAGGAGGCACUGAUGCAGAGGAACUAGAACUAGAACUAGAACUAGAACUAGAACUAGAACUAGAACUAGAACUAGAACUAGACCUGAAGGACACAGAGGCAGAGGGAUUGGAUGCAGAGCAGCUGGAAGAGUUCAAUAGACUGGCACAGGCACUCAACGGCAUGGCUGUGGAAGUGCUGCAGUCCAAUAGUCCUCCAUAG